Molecule: messenger RNA, 819 nt
Organism: Brassicogethes aeneus
Lineage: Eukaryota; Metazoa; Arthropoda; Insecta; Coleoptera; Nitidulidae
Source: the annotation of a GenBank genome assembly
AUGAAAAUUAUGACACCAUCUGUUAUAUCGGCGCUUGAUAGAACAAAAACCACAGAUAGAAACGCAUGGCAUAUUUUUGUUGCCGUUGCUUCCGCUAUCGGGCUGAACAUAAAUCAAAUCCCUAGUCAUAGUACAAUUCGUCGUCAUCGUAUAGAGGGACGAGAACGAAUUGCCAAAGAUCUAAAAGAAGAUUUACAAACUGCUCGUAGCCUUGUCGUUCACUGGGACGGUAAAAUGCUACCUGAUAUUGUUGGCAACAAAAAAGUAGAUAGGCUUCCGAUCUUAAUAUCUGGUUUCAAUACUAGGCAGAUAUUAGGAGUACCUAAACUGAAAGAGUCGACGGGAGUAAGUCAAGCAUUAAUUAUUGCUGAAACAUUGAACGAGUGGAAUGUUACUGACCGAGUCAAACCAAUGUGUUUAAAUAAACCUACUGUAAACACAGCUAAUACUAUGAGUGAUAAAAAUCCACCAAUAAAAUUGGUUGAUUUCGAUGAUAGUGAUUCUUCUUCAAGUAAUAAUGAGAAAUUCCAAGCAAAAAAUAAUACGCAAGAGACCAAACAAAUUCUAGAACUAGAGAAACGUAUGCAUUCUGAUAAUUCACACUUUUCAGGACAUGCUGGUAGUAGUAAAGGUUCCGAUUUUGAUUUUUAUAGUGAUAUAAAUAAUAGUGAAAUAGAUUUGGUAGGAGAAGGUGGGUUGAGAAAAAAACGAAAGCCAAAUAAUACAAAUAUGGAAAGACUCGGUAUGGCAGAAAAUGAUUUUUUUAUAAAGAAGCUGCUUAGAUAUUUAGAUUUUAGCAACACACAGGGGGUUUCAUAA